This is a messenger RNA of Fusarium graminearum PH-1, 1543 nucleotides long. RefSeq lists its product as uncharacterized. The transcript has 2 exons. The record is from RefSeq and is a predicted model, not a curated record. Bases 43 to 1269 code for a protein of 408 amino acids. Gene Ontology annotation, cellular component: cytosol; nucleus; preribosome, small subunit precursor. NCBI's taxonomy places the organism in Eukaryota, Fungi, Ascomycota, Sordariomycetes, Hypocreales, Nectriaceae. Gene Ontology annotation, biological process: ribosomal small subunit biogenesis; ribosomal small subunit export from nucleus.
GCUCGCCUCACAACUAGAUUCUUGUCGCUUCAAAUCGCCAAGAUGCCUCGAAAGUGGAUCGACAAAAAGUCAGCACAGCACUUUACGCUGGUGCACCGACCGCAGAAUGACCCCCUCAUCCACGACGAAAAUGCGCCUUCAAUGGUGCUUAACCCUACCCAGACCAAGAAAGGAUCUUCCAAGUCAAAGGACCUAGACGACCUCGCCUCCGAGCUCGGCUAUGAGGCCGAGGGCGUCCGCGCGAACGAGGGUGAGGCAGCCAGCUAUGGUGUCUACUACGAUGACACCGAAUACGAUUACAUGCAACAUCUGCGCGAUCUCAACACUGGUGGCGGAGAGGUUGUGUUUGUUGAGUCGUCAGCAUCCGCAAACAAGGGCAAGGGAAAGCAGAAGCAGUCGCUCGAGGAUGCGCUGAAGAAGAUGGAUAUUGAGCAAAGUGCAGAAGACAUUCUCGACGAAGAUAUGUUGCCGUCCAAGAACCUUACAAGAGCCACAUAUGAGGCCCAGCAGGACAUUCCUGAUUCCCUCAAGGGAUUCCAGCCUGAUAUGGACCCUCGUCUCCGAGAAGUUCUCGAGGCUCUGGAAGAUGACGCAUUCGUGGAUGAAGACGAUGACAUCUUCAAGGAGCUGGCCAAGGAUGGCCGAGAGCUAGAAGACUACGAAUUCGAUGAGGCAGGAUUUGACGAGGACGAUGGCUGGGAGUCGGAUGCCACAGCAAAGCCUACUAAGGAGUUCAAGGACGACGAUGUGCCCCAGCUUGUGAAGCAGAUGGAACAGCCCGAAGAGGGCCCCUCUCAAGACUGGCUCGAGGAUUUCAAGCAGUUCAAGAAGGAGCAGAAGGUCACCAAAGCACCAGUUGCGCCAUCACAGUCCGAGAUGCAGUCGAUGUGGACAACUACCACCAACGGUGGCCGCCGCAAGAAAAGAAAGGGUGCCCUUACCGACAACUCAAGUUACUCCAUGACAUCCUCUUCGUUAGUGCGAACUGAGCAGAUGACUCUCUUGGACGCAAGAUUCGACAAGAUUGAGGAGGCAUACAAUGAGGACAUGGACGAUGACAUGCAGUCAGUUUCUGCUGUGUCUACCAUGUCAACCGUUCAGGGGCCCCUCCGCAGUGACUUUGAUGGCAUUAUGGAUGAUUUCCUUGGAAACUUUACCAAGCCUGGAAAGAGAACGAACAAGAAGAACAAGGCUCAAACAGGCCUUGAGCAACUGGAUGAGAUCCGACAGGGAUUGGGACCUGCUCGAAUUCGAGGUCGUGUAAGGUAAAUGACGAUUCAAUACGAAAUAGAUAGAACAGAUCAGAUCAUCGGGUGAAUCUGUAUGGGACACAAAAAAGGAGUUUAGGAGUAACCAUUACCAAUGAAACAUUUAAAUUUUCUUCUUUAAUUGAUAUUUCCAUGCCGCUAUUGCGAAGUGCUCAAAUGUCUCAUCCUUUCUCAUUGUCCUAUUAAUGCACGUCACGUGUUGAGUGGGCCAUGUUGGACGAAAGCUCCCCAGAAUGGGAGCUAGCUUGAUGGGCUCAAUUCUACCUCGAGCAUUC